Messenger RNA from Tripterygium wilfordii, 2511 nucleotides. Its product is annotated as PX domain-containing protein EREX-like. Lineage: Eukaryota; Viridiplantae; Streptophyta; Magnoliopsida; Celastrales; Celastraceae. Gene Ontology annotation, molecular function: phosphatidylinositol binding. The transcript has 11 exons. Gene Ontology annotation, biological process: protein transport. The record is from RefSeq and is a predicted model, not a curated record. The coding region runs from base 148 to 2337 and encodes 729 amino acids.
AUGGACUUACAAGGCUACAACGAAGAGCCCACGUAUUCGACACUUGAUCUAGACCGUAGGUUUUAAUUGAUAGGCUUGUUUUAGCAGUGCGAGUCUUUUGGUUCAAGGAAGUGACGAAGACGCAUCGUAAAUUCAUAUCACAAAACCAUGAAUCCGUACACCUUUGAUCCUACUCUGUUCGAUUUCGCAAAUUUCUCCAAUCCCAUCGUCAAUUUCGACCACAGAUCGUGGUCAUCAUCAGCAGACGAUGAUUAUGAAUACAAAACAGAUUAUGGUGAAGCCUCCGCGGUGAGUCGUCGCAAUAGCCCACCAAAGCACCGCCACGAUGGCAAGUCGCCGCUGCCACUGGGGAUGGACUGGAGCCUUCCUCCUCCUAAAUGGGAAGGACAAAACUCUGUUUGGCCAUAUGAUCCUCAUACAGGAUGGAGUUAUUGUGCCACAAUUCCUUCAUGGAUUCUCCUGCAGAAACCAAGGGGUUCAGAUCCUGUGGUGUUUUUCAGAGUUGAAGUUGGUAUACAGUCACCUGAAGGCAUCACUACAACCAGAGAGAUAUUGCAAAGAUUCAGUGAUUUCCUGAAGUUACAUUCUGAACUUAAAAAAGAGUUUCCUGGGAAAACUCUACCUCCAGCUCCUCCAAGGAGGAUUUUGAGAAUGAAAAGCAGGACAAUGUUGGAAGAGAGAAGGUGUUCAUUGGAGGAAUGGAUGCAUAAACUGCUAUCAGAUAUUGACAUAUCAAGAUGUGUUUCUGUAGCACUGUUUCUGGAGCUAGAAGCUGCUGCGAGGUCUUCUUUCUACGAUGACAUUCAGCAGAAUUCAGAUGUGAAUCACUCUCUUAGAGCCGUGGUUCCGUCAUCAUUGUUGAAAUCCAACUCAGACAUUUCUGUGUUUGCUGAAUGUUCGUCAAUCACAUCUGAUAAUGGUAAUGAAUUUCCUGACUCGAUAUCUGAAAUUGAGACACUAAAGAGUGAGAGUAAAGUCAGGAUUGGAAGGGAUGAUAUCACUGAUUUUGGUGUGGAGGCUUCAACUUCUGGACAAAACAUAACUGAUGCAGUAGAAAUCCCUGCUAAGCGUGAUGGUAUGGAGUAUUUGGCCAAUAAGGAGUAUUAUAAGUUCGAUGGCCAUGCUCGAGGACUAUCAUCAGAGAGUGUUGGAAGUGACUUGAGUACUGUAAAAGAAAGUGAAGCAUCUAAUUUUGGGGUGGCUAAUUUAUUUGGUGAGGACAACAUGGACCUUGCUGAAGGUGCUGAUGCUUCUAGAACCAGGGAUACUCUCGUCAGCUCAGAUAUACACUUUUCGAGGGACUCGCUUAUUCUUCCAUCUUUUGAGCAACAGAAAUUGAUCAGAGUUCUUAACACGGUGCAACGCAGACUGUGCACAGGAAAAACAGACAUGGAGGAUCUUACAGCAAGAUUGAAUCAAGAGGUUGCUGUGAGAAAGUUUUUGGCAACAAAGGUCAAGGAUUUGGAAGUCGAAAUUGAAACUACAAGACAUAAUUGUAAGGAAAAUAUGCAACAAGCUGCUCUAACGGAACGAGAGAAAUUCACUCAAAUGCAGUGGGAUGUGGAAGAAUUUCGUAGUAGAUGUCUUGAGAUGGAACUGAAAUUGAAGUCGGAACAGGAUGAUAAGGCUUGUGUGGAGUUGGCCAAAGCUUCAAUCAUCCAGGGGAAUGAAAUGUUGCUGCAGGAGCUGGGUGUUGCCAGAGAGCAGCUUGAGAAAUUACAUGAAGUCCAUGAAGAGUUAGAGGUGAAGUCAAAAGCUGAUUUGAAGGUUCUUGUUAAAGAGGUCAAAUCUCUCCGAAUUUCCCAGUCAGAAUUGAAACAGGAGCUGAGCCGCUUGAUGAAAGAAAAACUCGAACUGGAGAGGACUCUUCAAAGGGAAAAGGAGAACAUGGAGCAAGCAACUACUGCUAAUGCAAAGUUGCUGCACGAAUGUGAAAUUCUUCGCGACCGGCUCCAAGAAUGUAGUGUUAACUUCCUUAGAGAAGAGGAAGAUAAACUAAUUGUGGAGACUUCAUCAACUUCUGAUGCUAUAAAUCUUCUAGUGACAUCUGACAACCGAAUUGGUCUACUCCUUGCAGAGGCGCAGCUCCUUGCACAAGAUGUUGAAAAUUCUGCGUCAGAAUUGGAUGAAAAUCAUGGAAGCGGAAGUGAAAGAACAACAGCUGAUGAGUUGAGGAAGAUGCUGACAGAUAGUUUCGUCGAUAAUGCCAGAUUGAGGAUGCAACUCAACUCGGUAAUUCGUCACUCUUUAAAGACCUACGCCCAGUCCAACAAAGAUGAUGAUGAAGAGGAAACUCAUCCAAGAAAAACAGCUUUGAGCCAGUUCUUGGAAAUGUAGCAUAUCGAAGCUUCUGUAUAUAUAUCAAGUGUAAAAUACCUGGUACAAUAUCAUUACUUUGCAUUAGUUACUUUCAGUUGUUUAUGUAAUAAUCACGAGCGGUUCUAGCUUCUAAGAGAACAAUGGCUGCCUUGGGGGUAUGUGUUGCAUAGAAUUCAUGGAUGCGUAGGUUGA